CAAGCAAGCGAACCAAAAGCGAACUAUUUGUAGUCCAUUUUCACUACCCUCUCUUCGACGAACGAUUCAAGCGCUUCAGCUACUGGUUUAGCUCCCACUUAUACCCGCCGUUGCUGAACUUGUAUAUUCGCUCAGUGGAACAACAAUAGAGCUGACAGACUGAUCUUUACCACCACAACUCGUAAUGGCUCCGACUUGUCCGUCUGACAACACAUUAGCCGUCGACCAGUCCAGUUUCUGGAGCUCUGGGAAUUUAAACUGGGACGAACAUCGAAUAGGAUGGGCGAUCGCAGGAGGAUGUGCUGUGCUAACAGUUAUUAUUUCGAUGAUUACAGUAUUGCAGCAUUGCCGAAAUUAUAACAAACCCAACGAGCAGCGUCAAAUUUUGCGAAUCCUAUACAUGCCACCAGUAUAUGCUGUUAUUUCAUUCUUUUCCUACCGAUAUUUCCGGAGUUACACAUACUACGCGCUCAUUGAAGUCGCAUACGAGGCUGUCACCUUGAGUGCAUUCCUACUCCUCCUGAUCGAAUUCGUGGCAGCCACGGCCGCAGGUGGCGAUGCUACAAAGGCAAUUGAACGAAAGGAUAAAAGGCCUUUACCGCUUCCUUUUUGCUGUUGGAGAUACCGACCCACAAAGCCUUACUUCAUGUAUACCCUCAAGUGGUCAGUUUUACAAUACGUUGUUAUCCGUCCAGCUGUUUCCAUUGCUGGUAUCGUCUGUCAAGUAUACAACGUGCUUUGCGAGUCUGGCCCUUACAGCAUAUAUUAUGCCAAUGUCUAUCUCGAGGCUGUUGAUUUCGUCAGCAUAACUGUGGCACUCUACGGGCUCUUUCUGUUUUACGGACUCACCAAGGAGGAACUGGAGGGGCGACGACCACUGGCUAAAUUUCUCUCCAUCAAGCUUAUCGUGAUGUUCACCUUUUAUCAGUCGUUUGUUUUUAGCUCGCUAGAAGGUCGCGUUAUCAAAGCCACCCAAUACUGGACUGCGGCCAAUAUUUCAGACGGUCUUAAUGCGCUGGCCAUAUGCAUCGAGAUGGUUUUCUUCUCAAUAUUGAUGAUGUGGGCAUACACAGUCAAUGAGUACAAAGUGCCAGGGAACAAGACAACAAGCAUAUGGCGCCCAUUAUGGGACAGCAUCAAUUAUUGGGAUUUCGUUACAGAGAUAGGAAGCUCGUUCAAGUUCUUCUUUAGCUACGCCCGCGGCGCCCCGUCAACCCACUCAAGUAAGAAGAUGAAUUUUGCACAGGCAUUUGGGGUCGACGGCAAGUCAGUGGCAGAUGGCGAUAAGUCACUGACUGAAGAAUCAAUACGGCUAGCUCCAUAUCCCUACAGUGAUGCCCGCAAUGCAGACAGCGCCAGUCCCGUGCCGUAAUGAAUCGGGCCAAAUCAAGCUGGACUUGUCGUGAUACCAUGCGUCACAUAUUUCCAAGGACAUCUUCAUUACCCAGAUCUGCUGGAGUCUCACUUUAUUUGCUUGCUUUUAUAUAUCCACGAUCUUUACUUGUGUAUAUCUGUGCUAUCAACCGUUAAUACGUCUGACUACGCGACACCACGAAAGUUCGGCCUCUACGAACAUAUCCACGCACAUGUACAAUAUUGUACAAUACUACUCUGUACAGUAAGUUGGGUCCACAUAUAUAUCUGGCCACGCCAAUGACACCAA
This is a messenger RNA of Suillus clintonianus, 1663 nucleotides long. RefSeq names its product organic solute transporter Ostalpha-domain-containing protein. The coding region runs from base 185 to 1372 and encodes 395 amino acids. Gene Ontology annotation, molecular function: transporter activity. Lineage: Eukaryota; Fungi; Basidiomycota; Agaricomycetes; Boletales; Suillaceae. Gene Ontology annotation, biological process: transport. The record is from RefSeq and is a predicted model, not a curated record. The transcript is spliced from 17 exons.